Messenger RNA from Exophiala mesophila, 2409 nucleotides. RefSeq lists its product as uncharacterized. The record is from RefSeq and is a predicted model, not a curated record. The transcript has a single exon. Lineage: Eukaryota; Fungi; Ascomycota; Eurotiomycetes; Chaetothyriales; Herpotrichiellaceae. Bases 1 to 1974 code for a protein of 657 amino acids.
AUGGACCUCAAGCAAGGAGAUCGGCCAUGGAAGGCAGAGUCCGAAACCAAGAAAACCACCAGACCUUCAAGGACGCGUCUGGUGUGUCUGACAUUGAUGUUCGUUCUUGUCACCUAUCAACUGAGGGUCUGGGUGAAUAUUCUUCGAGAAGCCAGCACACCCUUGAGAAACGACGCGAUAAAGGGAAGCUCUCCCUUUCAAUGGCCAGAUAUCUCGCCUUCCCAAGAGCUCGAGUACCAUGAAUGCUACGACAAAUUCCAGUGCGCUCGUCUUGAGUUGCCUAUGGAUUACAAUGGCACCGACACCCCCGACAACAAAAUCGCCAUCGCCAUCAUUCGACAGCCAGCUAAGGUCCACGUGAGCGAUCCUCGUUACGGGGGAGCCAUCCUUGUCAACCCAGGUGGUCCAGGUGGCUCGGGAGUAGCCAAGGUUCUUUAUCACGGCGAGUUGAUCCAGCAAGUCGUCGACUCGGACCGGACACCCAACGAAUCGCAUGACUCGGACAAAUACUUUGACAUCAUUGGUUUCGACCCACGAGGCGUCAAUCACAGCACACCCGUGUUGUCUUGUUUCCAGGACAAUUUUGCCCGGCAAGUUUGGAAUCUGCAAAGUGAAGCUGAAGGUAUCCUUGGAAGCUCAGGCGCUUCACUAAGGAUAGCCUGGCGGCGUGCAAGAGCAUUAGCGGACGGCUGUUCCAGCCGACUUGACGGGUCAAAUCAAACCCUUCUCGAACACGUCAACACCACGCCCGUGGCCGCUGAUAUGGCCGAGAUCAUCGAGCGUCAUGGUCAGUGGAGAGAAAAGCAGGGCCAACAGGCACAGCGAGCGUACAACACGGCGCACAAAUGUCACGCGGACAGUCAAAUCAUUGCACGCACACGUUGGAACAAAGGUCAGGAGAAACUUCUCUACUGGGGAUUUUCAUACGGCACAUUACUCGGAUCGACAUUCGCAGCCAUGUAUCCUGAACGAAUUGAGCGAGUCGCACUGGACGGCGUAGUGAAUGCAGAAGAUUACUACCACGGGCCAUGGACGAGCAACUUGCGAGAUACGGACCAUAUUCUGGAGAAACUGUUCAUCUACUGUGACGAAGCCGGACCUGAACAAUGCCGAUUCUGGCGCACAGGAGGUCCCCAGGCAAUCCAAGCUGCAUAUGAAAAACUGCUACGUGACAUCUGGGACGAUCCACUGUCGGUGGUCGGCGACCAACGGCGAGGACCCGAAAUUAUCACUUGGAGCGAUCUUAAGAUGAUCGUCAAGAACGCGUUAUACCAACCCGUCAUCUUCGGAGCCGUCAUGGCAGAACUACUACAAGACAUCACCAACGGCACCGGCAGCGUAUUUGCCGACUACAAAGAGAAGAAUCGGACGCCGGCAUGCCGAUCGAGCGAAUGUAUCGCCGACGGCCCAUUCUCUGAAGCAUGUACAUCACCGGGAUGGAGCGAGAUGGAGGCCACCAGAGCGGUUUUGUGCACCGACGCCGAAGGCAUAGGCAGUUUCACCGAGGACGAGUUCCGCGUCUACUGGGAGCAAUUGCAGCACCAGAGCGCCAGCAUGGGAGACUUUUGGGCACAGACACGACUCGACUGUGCGGGUUGGCGCAAGCUUGCCAAGUGGCGGUUCGCAGGGCCUGUUGCAGGCAAUACCUCUCAUCCUAUCUUGUGGAUCGGCAACACCUACGACACGGUCACGCCGUUGUGGAACGCUCAUCGUAUGAGUGAACACUUUCCAGGCUCGGUGGUCUUGCAGCAGGACUCUGAGGGUCAUUGUUCGAUAACUGCCCCGAGCUUGUGCACUGCCAAAGCGGUCAGAUCGUAUUUCCAGACUGGUGUUUUGCCAGCCCAGGGAACCGUCUGUGUUCCAGAGGUCAAGCCCUUCGGGAUCAAGCCUUCCAGUGAGCAAGCUCUCACUGUUAAAGAUACAGAACUGCUCGCCGCUCUCACUCGUAUCGCUGAGACGGUGUCCUUCAUCUGAAUUAGGCCCGUGAGAGCCUCAACAGCAGCUGUCUCCGACCGAGUUUUAUUCCUACUGUUCUACAAAUUUCAUUUUUCAGCGCAAAGAGAACCCAUGUAUCGACAGGAUGAAUGGUCAUUUUAUUUUGCAUUUGGUCAUGAUCUGACAUGAGACGAAUUUGGAAGCGGAUUUGAAGCAAGCCCUACUUGAACUUUUCUAUCCAGUGACAUUUUAUCAUUUCCUGGAUUUAAUGAACCCUUUUUCUUGUUUAUGCAAGUCUUUUGGUUGUUUGGAGCCGAACAGAUACUAGACAUCUAUCGGCAUGAAUUCAUUGCAAAGCAGAGGACGAAACGUUGUCUUGCCCUUUCGCUACGCUGUUGCAGUGGCGGUGUUCCGAGACAGUGAGUUCGAGUCCAGUGGAUUUAUGGCGAAGUAGGCUUGUUGGUGGAAUACGGG